UUUCAGCCACACCUGGAACUUCUGCUUUGACCAAGAGGCCUCGUGAGGAGGAGGAAAGCAGUGCCGUGGCCAUCGACACCGAGGCAGCUCAGGAGGACAAUUCCAGGGCUCCCAUACCUAAAAAGCUGCGCAUCAACCAGAGAGUGGGUCAGGAGGAGGAGAUGCAGGCUGAGGACAGUGCUGAGCCUGAGGGGGUGGUGCCAACAGACAGUCAAGAUGGUGCAGAAGUGAACCAGCAGACAGAGGAGUUUUCAAACCUGGAGGAAGCAGAAGAUGCUGCAACCUCCCAGUCGAUGUCAGUGGAGCAAUUAUUAACACCCACCCAAAGCGAAACCCCCGACCCACUGCAGCACGAAGUUAUCGUCAUUUUAACUGACAGCGAGAGUGAAGAACACGAAGAGGAGGAGGAGGAAGAGGAAGAGG
This is a messenger RNA of Austrofundulus limnaeus, 423 nucleotides long. Its product is annotated as nucleoprotein TPR. Gene Ontology annotation, cellular component: nuclear pore. Gene Ontology annotation, molecular function: structural constituent of nuclear pore. NCBI's taxonomy places the organism in Eukaryota, Metazoa, Chordata, Actinopteri, Cyprinodontiformes, Rivulidae. Gene Ontology annotation, biological process: regulation of mitotic spindle assembly; mRNA export from nucleus. The record is from RefSeq and is a predicted model, not a curated record.